This is a messenger RNA of Tribolium madens (black flour beetle), 6716 nucleotides long. RefSeq names its product DNA polymerase epsilon catalytic subunit 1 (gene DNApol-epsilon255). The transcript is spliced from 14 exons. The record is from RefSeq and is a predicted model, not a curated record. Gene Ontology annotation, molecular function: DNA binding; DNA-directed DNA polymerase activity; zinc ion binding. NCBI's taxonomy places the organism in Eukaryota, Metazoa, Arthropoda, Insecta, Coleoptera, Tenebrionidae. Gene Ontology annotation, biological process: nucleotide-excision repair, DNA gap filling; leading strand elongation; mitotic cell cycle. Gene Ontology annotation, cellular component: nucleus; epsilon DNA polymerase complex. Bases 134 to 6688 code for a protein of 2184 amino acids.
GAAAUACAACUUUGUUUCACAUAAAAAACCCAAAAUAAUUUUAAAAUUGGUUGCACAUAAAAACAAACCGAAAUUCCCCUAGUGUCAAAAGAGCGCGAAAGUCAUGUCAACAGGUUAGUUUUAGUAUUGGAAAAUGGACGAAAUUAACGAGAAAUACCGCCCCCAGCGGGACCCCAAGUCGGCAAAAAAGCCCACGGACUUUUCACGUGAAGAAACCUCGGAGGUGAGACUCCGCCAAGUGAUCGAAAAUGACACCAUCGAUGCGAAAUACGGAUUUGAGCGAGUCCGGGAUAACUUAGAAAGGACCGGAUUUUUAUUAAACAUGCAUGCGAGCGAGAUUUUAGAUGAGGAUAAGAGACUGGUGGCAGCUGUUGAUUUCUAUUUCAUGGAAGAGGAUGGGGCCCGUUUCAAAGUGUCGUAUUGCUACAUGCCGUAUUUUUACAUUCUAACACGACGGGAGCUAAUCCAGGAAGUGACACAAUUCCUCACAAAAAAAUUCUCAGGCACAAUUGGGAAAAUCGAAGUUGUCACAAAAGAGGAUUUGGAUUUGCCAAAUCAUUUAAUCGGUUUACAACAAAAAUACAUAAAAUUGUCGUUUUUCAACCAAACUGAUUUAAUCAAAGUCAGGAAAGAGAUUGUGAAAGUUGUGAAGAAGAACAAAGAGAGGGAAAGCGCAAAAACUUUUUAUACUGAAAUGUUGACGGACAUUUUAGCCGAUAAGGGGGCCCACACUACCAAGACAAAGACCGAUCAAAUGGAAAAUAUCCUAGAUAUUCGGGAAUAUGAUGUUCCCUACCAUGUGCGUGUCUCAAUCGACUUGAAAAUCUUCUGUGGGCUAUGGUACACAGUUAAAGGCAAGGGGGCCACCACUGAGCCCCCUAUCAUCACCCAAAGACCCGAUUUAAUCGAGCGCCCUGAGCCCAUAGUCCUCGCAUUUGACAUCGAAACAACCAAACUUCCCCUCAAAUUCCCCGACGCACAAACCGACCAAAUUAUGAUGAUUUCGUACAUGAUUGACGGUCAAGGUUUUCUUAUAACAAAUCGUGAGAUUCUCUCGUCGGACAUUGAGGAUUUUGAGUACACCCCAAAGCCGGAAUUUGAGGGAAAAUUCACGAUUUUUAACGAAAAAAACGAAAUGACUUUGAUUCAGCGAUUCUUCGAUCAUAUAAUGGACGUGCGCCCCCAUGUUUUUGUCACUUACAACGGGGAUUUUUUCGAUUGGCCUUUUGUUGAGACUCGCGCCGCCACCUAUGAUCUCGAUAUGAGACAGGAGAUUGGGUUUGGGAAGGACCGAAAUGAUGUUUAUUCUUGUCGACCUGCCAUUCACAUGGAUUGUUUGUGUUGGGUAAAACGGGAUUCUUACUUACCGGUAGGGUCGCAUAAUUUGAAGGCGGUAGCUAAGGCGAAAUUGAGGUAUGACCCCGUGGAGUUGGACCCUGAGGAGAUGUGCCCCCUGGCAGUCUCCCAGCCUCAAGUCCUCUCGAAUUACUCAGUUUCGGACGCUGUUGCCACUUAUUAUCUUUAUAUGCAAUAUGUGCACCCUUUUAUUUUCGCCCUUUGUACGAUUAUCCCUUGUGAACCGGAUGAAGUUUUACGAAAAGGCUCAGGAACACUUUGUGAGGCCCUUUUAAUGGUUGAAGCCUUUCAUUGUAAUAUAAUCUUCCCGAAUAAGGAGGAAACCGUCCUUAAUAAAUUGACAGAUGAUGGUCACGUGCUACACCAAGAAACUUACGUUGGUGGCCAUGUGGAGGCGCUCGAAUCGGGGGUUUUUCGUGCCGAUUUACCUUGUCGUUUCCGGUUAGAAACCGACGCUUUGGAUAAAUUAAUCGGACAAGUGCCUAAAACCCUCACACAUGCGAUUGAAAUCGAAGAGGGCGUGCCCUUAUCUGACGUCACGAAUCUUGAUGAAGUGACCAAUGAAAUUGUCGCAAAAUUGACAGCUUUGAAGGAACAACCAAUGAGAUUGGAGCGUCCGUUGAUCUAUCAUUUGGAUGUGGGGGCUAUGUAUCCGAAUAUUAUUUUAACCAAUCGGUUACAACCGUGUGCAAUCGUCGAUGAGACAAUCUGCGCCGCCUGUGAUUUUAAUAAACCGGGAGCGAGAUGUCAACGAAAUAUGGCGUGGAUGUGGAGGGCGGAGUUUAUGCCAGCGUCGCGGAAUGAGUACCACCGCAUCCAGCAACAACUCGAGACUGAGAAAUUCCCCCCGCAGUACCCCGGGGGGCCCCAACGUGCCUACCAUCAACUCUCGAAACAAGAACAAGCCGAUUUGGAGAAAAAACGUCUCACUGUUUAUUGUCGCAAAGUUUAUAAAAAAGCAAAAGUCACUAAAAUCGAAGAACGGACUACUACGAUUUGUCAGAAGGAGAAUUCGUUUUAUGUGGAUACAGUUCGGGCGUUUCGUGAUCGCAGGUAUGAGUAUAAGGGUUUGUCGAAAAAGGCAAAGCAGGCCGUGGCUGAGGCUAUCAAAGGUGGCGAUGCGGCCGAAAUCAAGUCGGCCAAGAAUAGGGAAGUGCUCUAUGAUUCGCUCCAAUUGGCCCACAAGUGUAUUUUGAAUUCGUUCUAUGGCUACGUGAUGCGAAGAGGGGCACGUUGGCACAGUAUGGAAAUGGCAGGAAUCGUGUGUUACACGGGUGCCAACAUAAUAAUGCGCGCCCGUGAGAUAAUCGAAAAGGUUGGCAGACCUUUAGAACUAGACACUGACGGUAUUUGGUGCAUUCUCCCGGCUUCAUUCCCCGAAAAUUUCACCAUUCAUACCAACCACACGAAAAAAAAUAAAAUUAUAGUCUCGUACCCUAACGCCGUACUAAAUGCCAUGGUCAAGGAACACUUCACCAACGACCAAUACCACGAACUAAUCGAUCCAGAAAAACUCAUCUUCGAGGAACGCUCCGAAAAUUCAAUUUUCUUCGAAGUUGAUGGCCCCUACAAGGCCAUGGUACUACCAGCCUCAAAGGAGGAAGGGAAAAAACUGAAGAAACGCUACGCCGUGUUCAAUUUCGAUGGUACUUUGGCCGAAUUGAAAGGUUUUGAGGUUAAACGUCGUGGGGAACUCCAACUGAUCAAAAAUUUUCAAUCGUCGGUGUUUGAGGCGUUCCUCAAAGGUGACACUUUGGAGUCCUGUUACGGGGCUGUGGCCCAAAUCGCCGAUUAUUGGUUGGAUGUUCUGUUUUCGCAUGGUCGCAAUAUGCCCGAUUCGGAAUUGUUCGAUUUGAUUUCGGAAAACCGAUCAAUGUCGAAGAAACUCGAAGAGUAUGGGGAGCAGAAAAGCUCCUCGAUUAGCACCGCUAAGCGUUUGGCGGAGUUUUUGGGCGAUCAAAUGGUCAAAGAUGCCGGUUUGGCGUGUAAAUAUGUCAUUGCGAGGAAACCAGAUGGGGCACCGGUCACAGAAAGAGCCAUCCCUUUGGCCAUUUUCCAGUCGGAAAUCAGCGUCCAGCGUUACUACCUACGCAAAUGGCUCAAAGACAAUUCCAUAACCGAAGUCGACAUUCGUGAAAUCCUCGACUGGAACUACUACAUCGAGCGUCUGGGGGGCGCAAUCCAGAAAAUCAUUACAAUCCCGGCGGCCAUGCAAGGAGUACCCAAUCCGGUACCACGUGUACGCCAUCCUGAUUGGCUCCACAAGAAAAUGCUCGAAAAGAACGACACUUUCAAACAACGUCGCAUCACCGACAUGUUUAAACCUCAAAUACGCGACAUUGAGGAUUUUGGUACCACUUCUGGUACCACCGAAAAACGCCCAAUUGUGACAACAGUCAAGCGAAAACGUGGUUCCGACGAGUCAGAAUUCGACGAGGAGGAUCUGGGCAAGACUUGGCGCGAGGUUAUGGGGAACCCGCCCCCUUAUGGUAGUACCAAACAGCACCACGUGGCUUGGAUAGCCUUCCAGAAGCGCAAAUGGCUCUUCCAGGCCUUGCAAAGGAACCAAGGGACGCGAAACAGGAAAAAGGUCAAGUCAAGUGCUUCGGUUUUGCGUAGUACCACGAGUGGUACCUUGGGAGGGUUCCUGCAACGGGCCCAAAAGACUCUUUUGACGCUCCCGUGGCAGAUUAUUCAAGUGGUUCCAAUGCCAACGCCAGGGGAGUAUAAAUUAUGGGCGUUGGUACUCAACGAACUCCACCAAAUUAAGUUGGUAGUACCGAGGAUUUUCUACGCCAACUUGAAAGAACCAAAAGUGGUGGAAGAAGGGGCUCUUUUCCGGAAAUGUAACAGGACUUUGCCCCGCACACGACAAGUGUUCAAUUUGUACAUGUAUAGUGUUCCCGAGGAAGUGUUCCAAGAACACGGCCGAAAGUUGUACCUGGACCAGACUGAUCCCAAUGUUGAGGGUGUCUAUGAGACACAAGUGCCCCCCUUGUUUCGGACUUUUGUCCAAAUUGGGUGUUUAUGUAAGGUGGUACCGGGGGUGUCAAGUUUGGAAAGUUUCUCAUUGGAGGAUUUGGAUAUGUGUAUGGGGCGACAGCAGUACCUGGUGAAGGAUUCCGUGAAAAGGUUGUAUUUUUAUCAUCAUCGACAUCCCAGUAAGCCGCAGCACAUGUUUGGGUUGUUUUUAACCCCUUUGAAGAAGGCUGUGGUGGUGGUUGUUGACACGGUCAAGACGAAUUUAAUGCCGAAUUUGACCAAGUUGUAUCAAGUCGAGCGAGUGGCAAAGAAGGAAAACGGCUGUGAAGAUGACUCUCUCCCACCCGACACCCUCACCUUCGAGAUCCGCAUCGAGACCGACCUCCACCACGUGUACAAAACCCUCCAAAAGGCCCUCCAACUGUACAAAGACGAAAAACGUGGUCCAACCCUCCUUGCCAUCCAAUCAUCCCUUGAAACCCCAACUUUACGUUCACACAUCCCCUCAUUCUCCGACUUCCCCCAGGUGCAAAUCCACGUGCAAGACCUGGAGGACCUCUACAACGUGUUAGACUGGCAACAAGUCGGCGCACGUGCCCUCAUCCGUCACUACCUCAACAGCGAAAAAGUCCUCGAUUUAAUGAUCGAACAAAGUCGCUAUUUCCACCUCCCGGUGGGGAACAUGCCCCCCGAUCCGGCCCCCUUCGGCUGCGACCUCUUCUACGCCCGCCACUUAACCAAACACAACCACGUUUUGUGGUGCUCCCCACAAGACAAGCCCGAUUUGGGGGGCGUCGAAGAGAACGAUUCGCGAUUAUUGGCCGAGAAUCAAGAGGGCUCAAGUGAGGUGUGCAAUAUUCCAGGGUGGUACUCGAGUGUUUGUGUCGAGUUGGAUAUUGACAGUUUGGCGAUUAAUACGCUCCUGCAGUCGCAUCACGUGACCGAUAUUGAGGGCACUAGUGCUGCGACGGCCUUCGAUGCGGCCACAGCCACCUCAUUGGAGGAUUUAGUUGGGGAUAAUUCGACGGUUUAUGACGAAACGGCCCGAUGUGCUGAAGCCUUCAAGGUGUUGAGGGCUAUGGCGAGCACUUGGAUGCGGGAUAUUUCGUUGUAUCGGAAUGUUUUCGCCGAUUUUCAAGUUGUUCAUUUCUAUCGGUGGUUGAGGUCGCCCAAAGCCCUACUCUAUGAUCCCGCAUUGUUGCGAACGUUGCAGAAUUUGAUGAAGAAGUUGUUCUUGCAACUUGUGGCAGAGUUUAAGCGACUCGGAUGUACGAUUAUCUAUGCGAAUUUUAAUAAGAUUGUUAUUUGUUCGAAGAAGAGGUGUGUCGAGGAUGCUUUGGCGAAUGUUGAGUUUGUGGUGACUUCGAUUCGGAAUAAAGAAUUGUUUCAUUCGUUGGAGAUUACGUUUAGACAGUGUUGGGAGUGUUUGGUGUGGUUGGAUUUGGCGAAUUUUGCUGGGAUUCAAGGAAAGUUACCGGAGAAUCUCACAGAGGAGGAAAAUCAAGGGCAAGAUGAUGAUGAGCCGACCGUUGUCAUGAAUUGGAACCUGGCGGAGCGCCUCCCCGAAACAGGGGGCUGUCGGGCCAGCUUCAACGCCGUAAUCGCCGGCUACAUCAACGCCAUCUAUACCAAAAUGAAACAAACCGAAAAUAGAAUCGCAAGGGCUGUUUUAAGCCAACCCUCGUUUGGAAUCGGAGCCAACGAAGAUGUCGCACAAUACGCAAAAGACAUCCUUUCGGGGGAAAUCACCCAAAAACUAUUCCAGGUCACUGAACGGAUCAACAAUCGCCUUAAACCCCUUCCGGACGGCACCAGUCCGGCCCUGGAAUUCAUCAAGGCCAUUUGCCAGGUCCUGGGCCUUGACUCGGUAAUGAAGGAAACUGUAAUGCAUCUCAAGGCCAACUUAUUGCGACUUGUUGGGGUGGGGGAGUUUUCGGAAAAGGCCGAAUGGAGGGACACUUCGGUGUCUUAUGUGAUUCCCCAGAUUAUUUGCAAGGCUUGUAAUCAUUGCAGAGAUAUUGAUUUAGGGCGGGACGCGUAUCGAUCAGAGACGGCAUGGGUGUGCCCCUUGUGCACAGCCCCCUAUGAUAACGCCGAAAUGGAGCUGUUUUUGCUCGAUACAAUUAAUAAAAAAUUUCUCGCGUACAAUUUGCAAGACUUACAAUGCAAAAAAUGCGCCCAAAUUAAACUCGAAAAUUUGAUUUUUCGUUGUCAAUGCGCGGGUGAAUUCAAAUGUUUAAUCUCGCGGAGCGAUUUACUGAAAUUGAUUGAAACGUUUCAGCACCUUGCUGAAACUUUCAACAUGUCAGCUUUGCAGGAAAAUACUGAACAGAUCCUGAAGUUGGUUUAAGUGUGAAUAAAACAAGUUUUUAAUUUUG